This is a messenger RNA of Sceloporus undulatus (fence lizard), 6281 nucleotides long. RefSeq names its product mitogen-activated protein kinase binding protein 1 (gene MAPKBP1). Gene Ontology annotation, molecular function: protein binding. The transcript has 32 exons. Lineage: Eukaryota; Metazoa; Chordata; Lepidosauria; Squamata; Phrynosomatidae. Bases 578 to 5608 code for a protein of 1676 amino acids. The record is from RefSeq and is a predicted model, not a curated record.
CCUCCGCCUCCCAUUGCAGCCCGGAGGCCAGCCUUCCCUGCCCUCCCUCCCGCUCUCAGUCCUCCUCCUCCUGCUUUGCCUUCUCCCAAGCCCUGCUGCCAGACUCAGAGAGGACCUUCCUGGGCGUCUGGAGGCUGCUCCUGGCUCCUUCCCCCCUCGUCCUCCUCCUCCUCCAUCCCUGCAGAGCCACCAAGGAAGGAAGGAAGGAAGGAAGGAAGGGGAGGCCUUGGAGAGCCCGCCCGGGCUGAGAAGAGCCCCAAGCCCGCCUGCUGCAUGGCCCAGGAGCCGGGAGGGAAAGGCGCCCUCUCCCUGGUUGGCUCCCUCCCAGGUUUGUAUUGAUCUGAGCCUUUAGAAUGGACAAAAGAGGACUCUGGACACUGUAAAACAACCGUACCCUGGAGCAGGAGCCUUAUGAUGAAGUGAAAAGGGAGUACUGGGGAUCUGGAGUCUCCAGAGAGAAAUGUGAAACAUCAGGACUAGCCCCUUUAUGCUUUUUCUGGUGUGUUCGCUGCUCACCGGGGUGGUGCUGGUGGUAGGUAGUGUUUGAGAGGGGCAGUGCUCUCUCCUCACUGAGGUUAUGGAAGGAUCAACAAUUACAAGCAGGAUAAAGAACCUGCUUCGAUCUCCCUCUAUCAAAUUGCGCAGGAGCAAGCCGGGGAGCAAGCGGGAAGACAUCGGUUCAAAGGUCACCUUGGAAAAAGUGUUGGGAAUCACUGUCUCUGGAGGCAGAGGACUGGCCUGUGACCCAAAAAGUGGACUUGUUGCCUACCCUGCUGGAUGUGUUGUUGUGCUGUUCAACCCCAGGAAGAAUAAGCAACAUCAUAUUCUGAAUAGCUCCAGGGAGACUAUCACUUCCUGUGCAGAAAGUCCCAAUGUGGAUUUUGAUAUCAGGGGAAGUGGGCACAUGCCUGCUGUUCGUGUGUGGGAUGUUGCUGAGCGGACCCAAGUGGCUGAGCUUCAAGAACACAAGUAUGGAGUGGCUUGUGUGGCAUUUUCCCCAAGCUCCAAGUACAUCGUCUCAGUGGGCUACCAGCAUGACAUGAUAGUUAAUGUUUGGUCAUGGAAGAAAAACAUUGUAGUGGCAGCCAAUAAGGUCUCAAGCAAAGUGACAGCAGUUUCUUUCUCUGAGGACUGCAGCUACUUUGUCACAGCUGGAAACCGGCACAUCAAAUUUUGGUAUCUGGACGACAGUAAAACUUCAAAGGUGAAUGCUACAGUCCCCUUGCUUGGGCGUUCUGGUUUGCUUGGAGAGCUGAGAAACAACUUCUUCACAGAUGUAGCUUGUGGCAGGGGUAAAAAAGCAGAUAGCACUUUUUGUAUCACAUCUUCAGGCCUCCUCUGUGAAUUCAAUGAAAAGAGGCUGCUGGACAAGUGGGUGGAAUUGAGAACUACUGUGGCCAACUGCAUCUCGGUGAACCAUGACUACAUCUUCUGUGGCUGUGCUGAUGGCACUGUGCGGAUUUUUAAUCCUUCCAAUCUUCAUUUUGUUACCACACUCCCUAAACCACAUUUCCUUGGGACAGACAUUGCCAGUGUCACAGAAGCCAGCCGACUGUUUUCUAAUGUGACUGAUGCCAAGUACCCAGACACCAUUGCCUUGACUUUUGAUCCCAACAACCAGUGGCUUUCAUGUGUUUACAAUGAUCACAGCUUGUAUGUAUGGGAUGUCAAGGAUCCGAAGAAAGUGGGCAAGGUUUAUUCUGCCUUAUACCACUCCUCCUGUGUUUGGAAUAUUGAGGUGUACCCUGAGGUGAAGGACGGCAAUCAGUCUUGCUUACCUCCAAACUCUUUCAUUACCUGCUCCUCAGAUAACACCAUCCGCCUCUGGAACACUGAGAGCUCAAAUAUUCAUGGUACUGCUCUGCAUCGAAACAUUCUGAGCAAUGAUCUGAUGAAAAUUAUCUAUGUAGAUGAAAACACUCAAGCCCUCCUGGACACAGAAUACAACACAGCUGGAGGUGUGGACAAGGUGGACUCACAGGUCUUAGAUGCAAAAGUGGGGAUUCGCACAGUGUGUGUGAGCCCUACCGGAGAGCACCUGGCCUCAGGUGACAGGAUAGGCACCCUCAGGAUCUAUGAGUUGAAGUCCAUGAGGGAGAUGCUGAAAGUAGAAGCCCAUGAUUCUGAAAUCCUCUGCCUUGAGUAUUCAAAGCCUGAGACAGGGUUGAAGCUUCUAGCAUCAGCUAGUCGGGACAGACUGAUCCAUGUCCUGGAUGCAGGGAGGGAUUAUAGCUUGCAGCAGACUCUGGAUGAGCAUUCAUCCUCCAUCACAGCAGUGAAGUUUGCAGCCAAUGAUGGCAAGGUACGAAUGAUAAGCUGUGGAGCAGAUAAGAGCAUCUAUUUCCGCACUGCACAGAAGAUGGGUGAUGGGGUUCAUUUUACCCGGACACACCAUGUUGUCAGGAAGACCACUCUUUAUGACAUGGAUGUGGACCCUAACUGGAAAUAUGCUGCUAUAGGAUGCCAAGAUCGUAACAUAAGGAUUUUCAACAUUAGCAGUGGGAAGCAAAAGAAGCUAUACAAAGGAUCCAAAAGUGAAGAUGGCACCUUAAUUAAAGUGCAAACAGAUCCCUCUGGUCUAUAUAUUGCAACAAGCUGCUCUGACAAGAAUCUUUCUAUCUUUGACUUCUACUCAGGCGAGUGUGUGGCUACAAUGUACGGGCACUCAGAGAUUGUAACGGGGAUGAUGUUCAGUAAUGACUGUAAACACUUGAUCUCAGUCUCUGGUGACAGCUGUAUUUUCAUCUGGCGGCUGAGUUCUGAGAUGACCAUCAACAUGCGACAAAGGCUGGCUGACAUGAAACAAAGAGGAAAGCAAGUAGAAAAAGCACAACCAGGCAAAACCACUGGGCUCACCAGGCACGAAUCGGGAUCUCUUCUCUCAUCUGCACCAGCACUUUCAUCAGAUAGUGACAAAGAUGGGGAAGAUGAAGGGAAUGAUGAGGAUGAGUUACAAGGGUUACAGUCUUUCCAAAUGCAGACCAACUGCAACACUGAAAGGGAUUCAGGUUCAGAUCUUUCUCUUUCAAGAAGCUUGUCCCACUGGGAAAUGAGAAGGGCAAAAGAAAUUGCAAUGAUGCAGUGUUCAGAGGCUACCAUGGGCAAGGCACCUCGGCAGCGUAGUCGGUGGUCGCAGCCAACAAGCACUAUAGAAAUGACAGUUAAAUCCAUGCUUGAUUUACGCCAGUUGGAAUCUUUCUCGGUUUCCCGGUCUGCCAGCCAUGAUUCUCUUUCCCAGGCCAGCAAUGGGGAUGACCAAGAAGAGCAUCCUGAUCUCACUCUGCAUGCCAUUAAUGUUGGAGGCUCCCCAGCACCCCGGGAAAACCAACCUUGCAUUCGGCCUCAAGUUAUUCGGCUUGUAUCCUGUGAAGGUGGAAUUUUCCCUCAGGAACUGGAACCUUCAGAGAGUGAGGAAUGUGUAAUCUACCCAGAGCAGGAAGAGAUACACCCUACAGACAUCAGCAGUGAAUUCCAGGUAAAAGCUCUUCCCCAUGGGAAACUAGGUAGAGGCUAUCACAGCAGUGGGUGCCCAGAUAAACACAGCCCUGACAGCGCCUGCUCUGUGGACUACAGUAGCAGUCGACUAUCGAGCCCAAAUGAAGAUUCUGAGAGUACAGAACCACUCAGUGUGGAUGGCACCUCAGACUUGGAUGAACAAGUGGGAGAAGAAGAUGAAGAGGACGUAAGCACUGGACUGAUGGAUGGAAAUGCUCCCAGGACUCCAGAUCAAGAGAAGUUCCUCAAGCAGCAUUUUGAGACUCUGUCCAGUGAUAAUGAGAAGGGUGGCUCGUAUAGGACUUUGGAGAGAACGGAAAACAGUAUUUCUUCUCGUUUUCUGUCCCAGUCUCCAGCACUCAGACAGCUAUCACUUUCUUCAUCAAAUCUCAUAGUGGAUCGAAAACCCAGUGAGGGUCUUGCCUGGUCAAGACAUGUUUCUGCAGAUCUAGUAAAAAAUGGGAUUGAUCGCCAGAAUUCAGCCAUAGAGAAUGGUUUUCAAAAUGAUAUGCAUUCCUUUAGGUCACUUUAUAUGCAGAGAAAGAGAAAACCCACUCUGGAAAUCAGCAGAGGUCCUGGAAGACCUGUUGGGCCUUUCCCAGAUACAGAUGGGGCAGUGGUGAUGAGGAAGUCCCAAUCAGUUCAUGAUCUUGUUCACAAUGAUAAGGUUCCAGGGUUGAUGCCUUCUGCCAGGCAGCGUCCUCAGGCACUCAUGGUAGGUGAGAAGGAUCCAAGGUCCAGUAACUAUCGGGCCUUGUCUGCAGCUCUGUUGAAGAUGGAUGGCUCCAAUUCUCUUCAAGCCAAAGAGAGCAAAGCUACAAAACCAAAGUCUUACAUGAGCCCGACUACUAGCUUCAUGGCUAAGAUGUCCCGUAGCAUAUCCGUGGGAGAGAAUCUCUGCUUUGGUGACUCUUCAGAAAACCUGAAUGAGGUGAAAGUCAACUCACAAGUACCAGAGAAGACACUCUUAAAUCCUUUAGGGGACCCUGAGAAGAACAAGCUACCUGUAAAAGAAAAUGGCCCAGUGAAGCCUGCUCUUCAGCAGAGCACAAGCUCUUCAUCACCCAAAUCCUUUCACAGCAAGCUAGCUUCUAACCGUGCCCAUUUGAUCCUUGACAUCCCCAAACCUCUACCCGACAGACCAACAUUGGCUUCUUUCUCGCCAACUGCCAGAUCAAAAACAUUUAUAGAAUCAGAGCCUCCCCAAUCACCUGCUGGUAUUGGUAGAAAGAAACAUUUGUUUACUGAAGGAUGGUCCUCGAAGUUGGAAAGCCAAGUAUUGAUGCCUAAAGUUAGCCCAGCAAGUCCUUCUACAGACACUCCAAAGGAGAACCAGAUGUUAUUUCAGACCAAAGUCCACCCUGAGCCAGCAGUUCCUAAUUCCAAAUUAAAAGAGUUUUCACAUGGUCUACAUCCAAAAUCUCCAGAACAAAGACCACCGGGAUGCACAGAGAGAGUUGCAAGUCCUUGUUGUGUGCCAGAUAAUCUGCAUGAGCUUUGCUUUUUUGAACCAAGUGGGCUGAGUUCUCCUACAACUGUGGGAGCCAUAGCACAGGACUCAGGUGUGCACGGAUAUCCAUCCCUAAUCUUCUUCCCCCUUCUGUCUCCUGUCUUUGUGAACCGCUUCACACUUCCAUCACAUUUCUUUACGUCCAGCUUCUGGCCUGUCUCCUCCUGUCUGCACCUGUCUCGUUCCAUAAGCCAUCCUUUCAAUGGAGGUUCUUCUAUCAGUGUUGAGCACUGCAAGCAUGUUGUGUCUGAGCUCCAAGACAGCAUGCGCAAAGCCAUUAAUCUGUACCAUUUGGUUUCUGCUGACACAGGGUCUUCAGCUGACAAAGAUGAAAUUGCUGGCCUUUUGACAGAUACUUUCUCUGUGAUGAAAAAAGAGCUAGAAUCCCUAAAGGAUGGGAAAGAGCUUCAAAGGGAAAAAGAAGUGUUGGUGAAGUCGCAAGAUGCAGUUGUCAUGCCCCUUAAUGAGGGAAGUGGUUCAGCUUUGUCCAGUCCUCGGCAUUUUGGAGAUGAGCAAACUCUUGCUUUGUUGGAACAAUACUCAGAGCUGUUGCUACAAGCUGUUGAGCGACGUAUGGAUAAAAACUCUAAGGAGAAGUUCUAAGACAGAUAAACUUAAUUGUACACUGGUGGGCAGGUUCAUGGUGGAAGCCUUGGAUGAACACUUUGUUUUUAUCCAGGAAAGAAAGAUCAUUUCUUUAAUAAGAAGCAGUACUUUUUAAGCAUCUGUUUUCAGAUAUGUGCUGGUCACAGUACUAAUCUUUCUGUGCCCACUUUUCUUUUGACUGUUAAAAACUUUUGUUCCAGCCAAAAUUUUAAAAACAAAAAACAAAACAAAAACAAAACAAAAACCCACAGGAUCAAACAGAAGUAAACCAACAGUGGCGCAGCCUGAAAACUGUCACAAGAAAAGAUCAAGAUGGCACCAAUAGGUCCCUCUGCAACAAUGUCAUUUGUACAGAUUGUUAAACCUUUUAUUUAUUAAUUUAUGUUUGUGACUAUUGCUCUAAACUUUUCACAUGCAUUUUAUAACUAUGGCUAUUUCUGCUUCCUUCUCACAUUCUCUAGUAAGAGAUAAAUUUUGUUGCAGUAAAUGUACUAGUAGGUUAGCUAGCAAGACCAUUGAGCUAUGGUAAAGCCUGUCUUGCUUGAUUUUACUCCCUUAUACCUCAAUUUACUAUGCAUAGGGUGUUUUUUUCCUUUUUGUGUAUUUUAUGCUUUUGUUUUCUCAGCUUUGCUUUUUUUUAUUUUAAAAUAAAACCUAUGCUUUACCUAUA